AUUUAUCUUGCAGGCGGCAGCGGAGAUGGCAACCUCGCUGGAAACGCGCGGGGGAGCCUGAGCCGGCAGCCGGAGACGCUCUGCUCGGCGUGCUCCAUCGCCCCGCCGCCUCGCAGACCCUCCAUCUUCCUGCUCAGUUCCGGGCCAGGCUAGCCCCGGCCCCCGGGGUGGGGUAGGGGGGGUGGCUCCCGCUUCUCCUGGGGCUCCAGGUCGUUCCCCACCCCCUGCCCUCCGCGACUCAACUGCCUGGGUCCCCCCCCCCUCCCCCGCCACACACACUCACACGCGCCCGCGAGCACACACGCACGCACACACACACACACACACUCACACGCCAGCAGGCUGCUGGCCGCUCAAUGGACCGAUUUCCCCGGUUUCCCUGAACCCAGCUUAGCCCGGGAUGAGAAAUUGCAAAAUGGCCCGAGUCGCCAGUGUGCUAGGGCUGGUCAUGCUCAGCGUGGCCCUGCUGAUUUUAUCGCUUAUCAGCUACGUGUCCCUGAAAAAGGAGAACAUCUUCACCACUCCCAAGUACGCCAGCCCGGGGGCGCCCCGAAUGUACAUGUUCCACGCGGGAUUCCGGUCACAGUUUGCGCUGAAGUUUCUAGACCCGUCAUUUGUGCCCAUUACGAAUUCUCUCACCCAUGAACUCCAAGAGAAACCUUCUAAAUGGACAUUUAAUCGGACCGCGUUUUUACAUCAAAGGCAAGAAAUUCUUCAGCAUGUCGAUGUAAUAAAAAAUUUUUCUUUGACCAAGAAUAGUGUUCGGAUUGGACAACUGAUGCAUUAUGACUAUUCCAGCCAUAAAUAUGUUUUCUCUAUUAGCAAUAACUUCCGCUCACUGCUCCCAGAUGUGUCCCCCAUUAUGAAUAAGCGUUAUAAUAUUUGUGCCGUGGUUGGAAACAGUGGAAUCUUGACAGGGAGUCAGUGUGGGCAAGAAAUAGAUAAAUCAGAUUUUGUUUUUCGAUGCAAUUUUGCCCCUACGGAGGCUUUCCAAAAAGAUGUUGGGAGGAAAACCAACCUCACAACCUUCAACCCCAGCAUCCUGGAAAAAUAUUACAACAAUCUUUUAACCAUUCAAGACCGUAACAACUUCUUCCUCAGUUUAAAAAAGCUCGAUGGGGCCAUUCUUUGGAUCCCUGCAUUUUUCUUCCACACUUCUGCAACCGUAACCAGAACGUUAGUUGACUUCUUUGUUGAACACAGAGGUCAGUUAAAGGUCCAGUUGGCUUGGCCUGGAAAUAUAAUGCAACAUGUCAACAGGUACUGGAAAAACAAACACUUGUCACCCAAACGACUGAGCACAGGCAUCCUUAUGUACACUCUUGCAUCUGCAGUCUGUGAAGAGAUCCACUUGUAUGGAUUCUGGCCUUUUGGAUUUGACCCCAACACAAGGGAAGAUCUUCCAUACCAUUACUAUGACAAAAAAGGAACCAAAUUUACCACCAAGUGGCAGGAGUCUCACCAGCUGCCUGCUGAGUUUCAGCUGCUGUAUCGGAUGCAUGGUGAAGGGCUCACCAAGCUCACUCUGUCACACUGUGCCUAAGAACUCCAAACGGAAAGUGCCAAAUGGCUGUUUUAAAAGUGCCCCCCCAAACCAAAUUGAAUAGUCUCCAGAAUAGAACCCCAAAGACAAUCUGGCAAAGCUUGUCUGCCACUUACACGGAAGGAUGCCUUCUCUUCCUCCUCUGCACUGCUCUUUAAAUGGUCUUAGCAGACUUAGGACCGGUGCAUUGAAGCCACGUGAGUUAGACUUGAUUGGUAAAGGUGAUACUGCAUUUGGAAGCACGCUGCACAGAGAAUGGCUUGAAAUAGCUGAACGUUUGUAUUUUAAUAAUAAACUGACUCCCAUGUGGAUGAGCUGUCAUCUCCUCCAUGGCUGUCCUCUCUUGAGCCCUACUCCGAUACGGUCCUCAUAAUCAGAGAGUUCAAGCCAGCUUCAGCAGGAUCUCUUUUGCCAGGGGGAUCAGAGUCUUCAAAAACAAAAAAUAAAAAUCUGGUUUGCAGGUUGCAUAUCUUCUCUCUCUCUCUCUCUCUCUCUCUCUCUCUCUCUCUCUCUCUCUCUCUCUCCCCUUCCCUCUCACGCCCCCACACUGAUCCUGUUGCCCUAGUACCAUUGAAUUUAAUAAUUUGUUAGGAAUAAUUCUGGAUUAACUUUGCUUGUAUGUGUUUGCAUCUGUGCUUGAUGUGUUCAAGACUAUGGGUAACUUUGGUGUUUCAUGACAAACUGAAAAAAUUAUGACUUCCUUCAUGAUGAAUUCUAUAGAAAAUGUCUCUUAACAAGGCCUCACUUGUCCAUACUGUUAUUCUACAGUAGGGUAGUCUAUCUGGGUAGAGUGGCAUAUGGUACAGUGCCUCUUUUUCUGUCACAAAGAAAGUCCAUACUGUGGCUGGCUUGAGUACAAUUGUGGGAGAUCCUACAAGGACCUUCUAGCCUAGGCCUUCAACUGUCUCAUUUCAAGCACUGGGCUGGGCACUCUCAGAACAUAGAGGUACUUUGUUGAUUUAAAAGCCUGGGGAAUAUGAAGAAAAGAGACGUAUGUUUGCAAGCUAAAUACUCUAUAAAGUGUUGUGACCAUUUUAGAAGCACAGCCUUGUGAUGGAAGACAAACUAGAGCUUUGGCCAGGCUGACCCCUGUGUGACUAAUGUUAGCAUUAGUCAGGUCAGAUCCUUUCUGUGACAUCCCCACAAACAACCAUCUAGACCUGCUUGGUUUCCUUGAGACAGUUGUAGAUAUUAUUCUCUGUCUCCACUGAAAUCAAGUCUGUGUGCCUAUACAUCGAGCAUUUCACACACACACACACACACACACACACACACACACACACACACACACACACACAAAGCCAUUAUGCAGUGGCGAGACUUGGUCCUAAAUAACCUUUGGAAUCUGAGAUCAGCUGGCCAUUGUUCUCCUUGCUUCAGCUGCAUCAGGAGAAAUCACAUCUCUCCCAUCCCAGGCUUUUACACUGAGCAGUGCUUUGUUCUUCCAAUUCAACCCAAAGUCUGGCCAAGUUGAUGUUAAAUUUUAAUAAGAGUUUCUUUCCUCUUUCCAAGUGCCUGUGGAGCACAUUUGUUUUAUGUUCCAGUGGGGCAACUCAUUCUUUUCCAGAAAUCUCAUCUAGGUUGCUUAUAGUGUUGUAAAUCCCUUUGAAAAUCGUUAGUUCAGUUGUCAAUGCACUGCCCCUCUUUGGGAAAAAACAAGCAUGACUAAAAAGAAGUGCAAUAAGGAGACACACAGUUCUUAUGCUUAUGUACCGACUGGUCCUGAAGCUGCACUGUUCUUUGGGAGAAGCUAAAUCUGACCCAGAUACAAUCUAAUGCAAGAAAACAAUUCAGAUCCCAACACAGUACCAACCGUGGCACAGCUUACACCCUGUGAAUGUCAAUCAUUCAAACAGAUGAGAGGAAAUAGAGGUAAAUAUUUCAAAAUAAGAAGCACUAACUAUACACAGAAUAAUAAGGAAAUUAAAAUUAUGUGCUAUUUAAAAAAAAACCUUUAAAAUUCAAUGAUAAUUUCAUGGACGUGAAAACUAGGCCAUGACUGUGCCCUCUCACUUUAAACCACACCAUGGCUGUGCCCUCUCACUUUAAAGGGCAUGGGAUACCAUGCAGCUACUGUCCUGCCAUGAUGGGUGUGGGUUAUGGAGAGACUGAUAGCUGACAGAAUUGCAUCUGUUAUCAUCAGGAUUGAAAGGCUUGGCUAUUCCUGAGCACUUAGUUCGUUUGACUGCAGUUCAGGGAUAUUAAAUCCAAGAUUAUCUAGGCUGGCUUCUAACUCCGGAGCUUUAAUCUCAAUGUGCCCAUUAGACCUUACUAAAUAGAAAUUGGGACUCUGCACCGGACAAGAUGAAGUACCAAAAGACCAGAAAAUCCCCAAACCUAGUUUAUUGUUCCAAGAUAGUCUAUUUCAAUUUGAUCUCAUCAGAAUGUUCUGAGGUUUGUUUGUUUUUAAUUCGGGGAGACUUUUUAAAUCUUACUACAGCCUUGCUCCCUAACUUUAGACUAAGAAACCCUUCCUGUCCUCUACUGUCCCUUCCACUAUAAAUAUAGGAGUUCAAAAUCGUAAGAAAAUGGACUUAUCUUGGGCUCAGAAGGGCUUGGAGACUAGUUCAACCCUGCCUCUAGGAAGGAUUUCUUGAGCUGAUCCUCACAUCCUGCUUAUAAUAUAACAACAAAUAAUAAUGAAUUACCUGAAAAAGAUUCCAGGCCCUCCUAUACUAUUCAACCACAAAUUUACACUUUUAAAAAUUCCUUUACACCCAGGUGGUGGUGGCACACGCCUUUAAUCCCAGCACUCGGGAGGCAGAGCCAGGAGGAUCUCUGUGAGUUUGAGGCCAGCCUGGUCUACAGAGCGAGAUCUAGGACAGGCACCAAAACUACACAGAGAAACCCUGUCUCAAAAAAAAAAAAAAUCCUUUACAAUGUAAAUCUCUCCAAUUGUAAAAAAACCUUGGGUACAAAAUGUUGGCAGAAUAUUUAUUGCAGUUUUCCCUGUAUAGUAAAAGCCUUUCUGGCUAUUUUACCAUCAGCCAUACCCUUGACGUGCUAAUCCAAUGGUUUGGAAAUGCAACCAUCAGCCGAUCCUACAAAAUCUCUCUGUUUUCCAAGACGAUUUCAAACUGUAACCACUGUCAUGAUGGGAAGGUUUCCUUAUCAGAAAGGCAGCCAGAAUUUGUCGUCUCUCCCACAGUCCCCAGGCUUGUAGACUCAAGUGCAGUGGACAGAGCAGAGGGACCAUUGGGCCUCCUGUCUGUGCAGCUACACAGUCACACCCCUGCCCCUCUACGUUGGCCUCACUUGGUUGGGUCUGUUUAGUUAGUUAUAUUCUUUUGAUAGAAACAUUCUCAUUUUUUUUGGCUACUUAGAACAGAGUACACCAUUGGCUAUGUGAAUAAAUUUCACCAUAAAGCCCCCAAGGAUGUCUGAGAAUGACUAAUUAAGCUGCAGAGGAGAAAAGGAAACCCACAAACCCUCGGCAGCCUGUUCAUCGCUAGACUUUUGGUUUCAUCCAUUGUUCUAAAGUGUCAGGUGGAUAAUUAUUGGAGAAGUUAUCAUUUCACAUCUUAACCUUAUCAGGAUCGAAGACAAACUCAAAGGAGAACAAUUUGGGUCUAGAAUCUUUGGGAUACGAACGUAGCAGUGAAGGGCUGUAAGGGAGAAAGGGGAAAAGGUUACUAAAUCCACCUGCUCAGGUACACAGCAGUAGAGGAGACAUUUGCCCAGUACACAGCCGUCUGCUGAAAACCACCCACUCCCCCUUGAAAUAAGAGAAAAACCGCUUGUUACAUCAUUGUCUCAUAAAUCCCAGUUCAGUUAUUGAUGGUGUAUCACUGACAGCUGAAAGCAUACCUGAUAAUAUAUUCAUCUUAAUAAAAUCUUGUUUUAAUAAUGUGUAUGCAUGAUUUAGAAGUUGAAGGCUGGAAGUGACUGUGUGCUUUUCCUUGUAUAUAACUUCCAGCAGGGGCCCCUUGAGUUAAGAAAUGUUUUCCAUGUUGUAAGUAAUUUCAACAACAGUCUUUGAAUUGUUGUAUUAGUUUAAUUCAUUAAGAUUGUACAAAGAGAAGUGAAUAACUUCGACGGUUCUUCAUUCCUUUCAAAUGGCAUUCUGAGGACUUUUCUGUAUAGUUCUGGGUCCUCAAAGCCUUAUUUCUCAUAACUGCUUGAAUGCAUCAGGCAAACAUUUGCUUAGCUUCUAUUACUUCCCAAAUGUGGAUGACUGACCUUUUGACUACAGAGUCACGGCUGUGUGUGUGUGUGUGUGUGUGUGUGUGUGUGUGUGUGUGUGUGUUUGAAGAGCGCUGAUGGGACACCACAGGCGCUGAGAAUAGAGGGCGUCUUGGCCAGUUCAUCUAGGCCACUUUAUCUGUGGACCAUUUACUCAAGGCCACUCAUGAGUUGACGCCAAGGACCAAAAUGACUAAUCCUGCCUCUCUUGCACUCUGGCUGCUUUGCCACAAAAAUCUAACGCUUCAAAUGGGAAAUGUUUUAGGAUGUUAUUGUUUGCUAUGUAAUAUUUCUGAACAUUUAUUUUUAUUGUGAUGAUUUGUUGAAGAUGUGUGUAAUUGAAUAGAUGCUUUAAUCCUU
Peromyscus californicus insignis is the source of this 6085-nucleotide messenger RNA. RefSeq names its product ST8 alpha-N-acetyl-neuraminide alpha-2,8-sialyltransferase 3 (gene St8sia3). Gene Ontology annotation, biological process: N-glycan processing; oligosaccharide metabolic process. The transcript is spliced from 4 exons. Lineage: Eukaryota; Metazoa; Chordata; Mammalia; Rodentia; Cricetidae. Gene Ontology annotation, molecular function: alpha-N-acetylneuraminate alpha-2,8-sialyltransferase activity. The coding region runs from base 401 to 1543 and encodes 380 amino acids. The record is from RefSeq and is a predicted model, not a curated record.